UCAGGACAGGACUGUCAAACUGCACUAAAAGAGAACAUCUAACUUCCAGACUAACGUGAAUUCGGAAUGUUGUCUUUUUUACUGCAACUUCCUUCCAAAUCCAUAGUCCAGGAAUGCUCUAAAAGCCACAUUAUCUGUUGAGCAGUCGCCAUGUUUUUUUUCUUUUUGCUCCCUUUAUGUGAUAUUUUCUCAUAAAGAACACAACCACUUGAUUCCAUAAUAUUGACCAACGCUCCAUGAGAAAACGAAGAAAGAUGGAUAAUUUAUGAAUUAAUAGUCUGUGGGCACUUGAGAUGUAUUACUUUGAAUGCUGGGCUAUUUUGUUAUCAGAUAUCAGGAAACCAUAAAAAAAUUCUCUGCUUCUAAAGCUCAGUGUUAACAAAAAAAUAAAAGGGAGCGAGCGAGAGAGAGAAAGUUAGAUUUGGUUAUGAAAUUUCAAACUUAAUUCAGAUGUGUUUUUUCCCUAAGAGUACCCCCCUUCGAAAUCUCCCCCCAUGCACUUAAUAUUUUCUCUCCUUCUUCUAAGCCAUCUCAUAUUUAGAAUUUUCAAGACUUACUUUCAAUGCAGACUUAGUUUCAACUGGGGAAUCAACACAAGCAAAAGCAAUUUUUCCCUUUCUUGACAUCUAGCUUCCUAUUGGCUCAAAUCAGGUCAGCUGACUUUGUCAUUUUGUCUGUCCUGGAGUAGAGCCUUCCCUAUAACAAUCUAGUUCAGACUACAAACUGGAGACAGAAAUAAAUAUUAAAGAAAUCAUACACCCAGGUAUAGAGGAAGAUAUGAAUUCCUAUUUUACAAACCCAUCGUUAUCUUGCCAUCUAACCAGUGGCCAAGAUGUGCUACCCAAUGUAGCUCUCAAUUCAACGGCUUAUGACCCCGUCAGGCAUUUUUCUACCUAUGGAGCAGCCGUUGCUCAAAACCGGAUUUACUCUUCUCCUUUUUAUUCACCGCAAGAUAAUGUUGUGUUUAGUUCCAGCCGAGGACCAUAUGACUAUGGAUCUAAUGCUUUUUACCAAGAAAAAGACAUGCUUUCUAGCUGCAGGCAAAAUUCUAUGGGACACAAUACACAGACUUCAAUUGCACAGGAUUUUACCAGUGACCAAAACAGGAACACUUCGCAAGAACAAAAAACUAGCAUUCAAAUAUAUCCAUGGAUGCAGCGCAUGAACUCCCACAGUGUUUGCUUUGUUUCUGAAUCCCUAGGAGUCGGCUAUGGAGCGGAUCGUAGAAGGGGUCGCCAGAUCUAUUCCCGCUACCAGACCCUGGAACUGGAAAAGGAAUUCCACUUCAAUCGCUACUUGACAAGGCGGAGGAGGAUUGAGAUCGCCAAUGCACUUUGCCUAACGGAGCGUCAGAUCAAAAUCUGGUUCCAGAACAGGAGGAUGAAAUGGAAAAAAGAAAGUAACUUGAGUUCCACUCUGUCUGGGGGAGGCGGCGCAGGCGCCGGGGCAGCUGCAGAUAGCUUGGGUGCAAAGGAAGAGAAGCGAGAAGAGACAGAGGAGGAAAAGCAAAAGGAGUGAAAAUUGACGGCUCAGCCCCUCAUGCCCCCCCCCACUCCCCACCCUCACCCCUCUCCACAUACGCGCUAUAUUUAUCACUGGCACAAGUUAUAGGUUUGGCUACAUUAAAAAAAAUUAAGAGCCAAACGUGGACAUGAAAGACAGACUCCCCUCCCCCCACUCACCCCCCACUCCCCAAUAUUCAGUUCAUAACUUGCUCCACAAUCCCUUUUAGGUUUUGACUAUAAACCCUCACUCAGCCCCCAUCUUGCCUAUUUAUCUAACUUUGAACACAGUUUUCUUCCUAAAAAGAAACUGGCUUGCAGGAGGCAGAACAAACACCCUGUAGUGUUGCCUAGUUGUGUUGGGAUGAUCCUUGUAAGAUGGACUCUAUGCAGCUGUUUUAUUAUUAUUAUCAUCAUCCAGAAAGCGAGUUUCCCACCAUGUUGAAAAUAAUCCCCUGAAAUCUCUUUCCACGUAAAUAUAGCAUUUUCAAGAGUAACCUAAUUGUAUUUAAACAAUACCUGGGCUCAUCAUUGCAAACUGUGACAGUUUCUGUGUGAAUAUUUUUAGCUGUAUUUGUGGUAUCUGUAUUUAUAUUUCUGUUUAGCACUGUAAUGUUCAACAGUAUAAAGUGAAUGGAGGUC
Messenger RNA from Mauremys reevesii (Reeves's turtle), 2144 nucleotides. RefSeq names its product homeobox C6 (gene HOXC6). The record is from RefSeq and is a predicted model, not a curated record. Gene Ontology annotation, biological process: regulation of transcription by RNA polymerase II; anterior/posterior pattern specification. Bases 778 to 1518 code for a protein of 246 amino acids. Gene Ontology annotation, cellular component: nucleus. NCBI's taxonomy places the organism in Eukaryota, Metazoa, Chordata, Testudines, Geoemydidae. Gene Ontology annotation, molecular function: RNA polymerase II cis-regulatory region sequence-specific DNA binding; DNA-binding transcription factor activity, RNA polymerase II-specific. The transcript has 2 exons.